Messenger RNA from Westerdykella ornata, 3520 nucleotides. RefSeq names its product ubiquitin-activating enzyme E1. The record is from RefSeq and is a predicted model, not a curated record. Gene Ontology annotation, cellular component: SUMO activating enzyme complex; cytoplasm. The transcript is spliced from 3 exons. The coding region runs from base 288 to 3398 and encodes 1036 amino acids. Gene Ontology annotation, molecular function: SUMO activating enzyme activity. NCBI's taxonomy places the organism in Eukaryota, Fungi, Ascomycota, Dothideomycetes, Pleosporales, Sporormiaceae. Gene Ontology annotation, biological process: protein sumoylation.
GCACCUUCUCCCCGCUCACUCAGCCAGCGGUGGGAAGCAACAAACACUCGCCUCCAUCAUUCUUCUUAUUUCCUGUCUGCUGCCACCAGACCACUGGCAACGCUCUCUUCGACCGCCUGCAUCUCUUGCCGAACGGAAUUGAACCUUGACGAACGACACUGCAACGUCAUCACCGCCCCGCACCGAAUCGCAGGAUAGAAUCACAGUUCGGAAGCGUCAUAAACGUCGGCAAGCUGGGGAAGAGAAGGUAUUCCGGCGAGGACCUAGGCAGUCCGCAGAAGAAGAUCAUGCAGGAUAACAUGCAACUCGACAAUCCAGCGGCGGCUGCCGCUGCGGCCGAGCGGCUCAAGGAUGCGCAAGGCGAGAUCGACGAGUCUCUCUACAGCCGUCAGCUCUAUGUCCUUGGCCACGAAGCCAUGAAGCGAAUGGGCAACUCCAACGUCCUCGUUGCUGGACUGCGAGGUCUUGGUGUUGAGAUCGCGAAGAACAUUGCUCUAGCCGGUGUCAAGUCGUUGACGUUAUACGAUCCAAAACCUGCGGCUCUCGCAGAUCUAUCCUCACAGUUCUUUCUUACCCCCGAGGAUGUAGGGAAGCCCCGCGCCUCCGUCACCGUUCCACGAGUCGCUGAACUCAAUCCAUAUACUCCCGUUCACGAGUUGUCUGAACCAGACCUAACAUCGGACCUCUCCAAGUUGAAGCGGUUUGAGUGCAUUGUCCUUACGGACACUCCGCUGAAGGACCAGAUCAAGAUUGCCGAUUAUUGCCACGAGAACGGUAUCUACCUUGUCAUCACGGACACCUUUGGCUUGUUCGGCUAUAUAUUCACGGACUUCGGCAAGAACUUCACCGUCGGGGAUCCCACUGGCGAGAAUGCCAACACUGGGAUUGUUGCGGGAAUCACUUCGGACGGCCUGGUAUCGGCUCUGGACGAAACGCGGCAUGGGCUUGAAGAUGGGGACUAUGUCACAUUCUCCGAGGUUGAAGGCAUGGAGGGUCUGAAUGGUUGUGCGCCGCGCAAGAUUGAAGUGAAGGGCCCUUAUACCUUCUCCAUUGGCGAUGUCUCCGACCUUGGGGAGUACAAGCGCGGAGGACAAUACAUCCAGGUCAAGAUGCCGAAGAUAAUCGACUUCCAAUCCUAUAGGGAACAACUCAAGGAGCCCACCCAUGUCAUCUCAGAUUUUGCUAAAUUCGAUAGACCAGACCAGUUGCACAUUGGUAUCCAAGCCCUUCAUGCAUUUGCAGAGGCCCACAACGGAGAAUUUCCACGGCCCCACAAUGCUGAAGACGCGGCUGAGGUCUUGAAGCUUUCUCGUGAACUCGCUUCGCAAAAACAAGACAAAGUAGAACUUGACGAGAAACUCAUCACAGAGCUUAGCUACCAAGCACGUGGAGAUCUCAGCCCGGUCGCCGCAUUUUUCGGAGGUAUGGCUGCACAGGAGGUGCUCAAGUCUGUAUCCGGAAAGUUCCACCCGAUCGUACAGUUCCUCUACUUCGACUCUUUGGAAUCUCUCCCUGCCAAUUCGUCUCGCUCAGAGGAAGACUGCCAGCCGAUCGGUUCGCGAUAUGACGGCCAGAUUGCCGUGUUUGGAAAGCAGUUCCAGGAAAAGAUCGCGAACGUCAAGGAGUUCCUCGUUGGUGCGGGCGCCAUUGGUUGCGAGAUGUUGAAGAAUUGGGCGAUGAUGGGUUUGGGAACCGGGCCGAACGGUAAGAUUACCGUGACGGACAACGAUUCGAUUGAGAAGAGCAAUCUGAACCGCCAAUUCCUCUUCAGGCCGGCAGAUGUCGGUAAUCCCAAGAGCACUGCGGCUGCGAAAGCUGUCGUGGCAAUGAACCCUGAUCUGAAGGGGCAUAUUGUCCCUCUGCAGGACAAAGUUGGGCCCGAAACAGAGGAUAUCUUCAACGAAGAGUUUUGGGAGAGUUUGGACGCGGUCACAAACGCCUUGGACAACGUCGAAGCACGUACAUAUGUCGACCGCCGGUGUGUAUUCUUCCGGAAGCCACUCCUUGACAGCGGAACCCUGGGCACCAAAGGGAACACGCAAGUCAUUAUACCGCAUAUUACGGAGUCAUACUCGUCCUCGCAGGAUCCUCCCGAGAAGUCGUUCCCAAUGUGCACGCUGCGCAGCUUCCCCAACCGUAUCGAGCACACGAUUGCUUGGGCGCGCGAGUCGUUUGAUACAUUCUUUGUCAAGGGCCCCGAAGCCGUCAACUUGUAUUUGACGCAGCCCGACUAUCUCAGCUCUACCCUGAAACAGGCCGGAAACGAGAAGCAAACAUUGGAGACGCUGCGGGACUUCUUGGUGACGGAGAAGCCACGCACGUUUGAUGACUGCAUCAUCUGGGCUCGCAUGCAAUUCGAGAAGAACUACAACCAUGCCAUCCAGCAGCUGCUGUACAACUUCCCCAAGGACGCAAUGACUAGCUCUGGCCAGCCGUUCUGGUCGGGACCCAAGCGUGCGCCAGACCCGCUCAAGUUCGAUGCCUCCAAUCCUACGCAUUUCACCUACAUUGAGGCUGCUGCCAUCCUACAUGCCUACAACUACGGUAUCAACUCCAAGGGCGUUGACAAGGAGCACUAUCUGCGAGUGUUGGAUGAUAUGAUUGUCCCGGACUUCCAUCCCGAUCCAACGGUCAAAAUCCAGGCGAGCGAUGCCGACCCUGAGCCCCAGCCUACUGGUGCCACUCAAGAUGGUGAUGCGCUGGGCGACAUUGUGUCCAAGUUGCCUCAACCAAAGUCUCUAGCUGGCUUCAGACUCGAGCCUGUUGAAUUCGAGAAGGACGAUGACACGAAUCAUCACAUCGAUUUCAUCACAGCUGCGAGCAAUCUCCGUGCGGAAAACUACAAGAUUGAGCCAGCGGAUCGGCACAAGACGAAGUUCAUCGCCGGCAAGAUUAUUCCCGCCAUUGCCACAACCACGGCGCUCGUUACUGGUCUAGUGAACCUGGAGCUGUACAAGAUCCUCGAUGGCAAGACGGACAUUGAGCAGUACAAGAACGGGUUCGUCAACCUGGCCCUGCCUUUCUUCGGCUUCAGCGAGCCCAUUGCCAGCCCCAAGGGACAUUAUAUCGGCAAGGACGGCGAGAAGGUCACGAUUGACAAGCUGUGGGAUCGAUUCGAGGUGGAUGACAUUACUCUGGAAGAGUUUGUGGAGCACUUUAAGGAGCGGGGACUCGAUGUCACCAUGGUCAGCUCUGGUGUGAGCUUGCUAUAUGCAUCCUUCUAUGGGCCGUCCAAGCUGCAGGAUCGCCUGCCCCUUCCCAUGACAAAGGUCGUCGAGCUCGUCUCCAAGAAGCCGCUUCCAGCGCACCAGAAGAAUGUCAUUUUCGAGAUCACGGCCGAAGAUCAGACUGGAGAGGACGUUGAGGUUCCGUAUGUCAUGGUCAGGCGGCGAGUAUGAGCAUCCUCUACGAUUGCAAGACGGGACUGGUGAUUUAGGGCCUUGGAUUAAGGGAAGGGACCCUUAGAUAAACAUAGAUGAGUAUUAGUUUGGCAUCAAGCAAUAGAAUUGUUAUCGCACGC